Messenger RNA from Penicillium taxi, 702 nucleotides. RefSeq lists its product as uncharacterized. The coding region runs from base 1 to 702 and encodes 233 amino acids. NCBI's taxonomy places the organism in Eukaryota, Fungi, Ascomycota, Eurotiomycetes, Eurotiales, Aspergillaceae. The record is from RefSeq and is a predicted model, not a curated record. The transcript has a single exon.
AUGACUCUUACACAUUGUCCCCCAACUACCUCCCUGCCUGAAAACACUCGAAAGUUAGGAGAAGAACAAGAUUGUGAAUACUCCAUUCUAGAUUUGGAGAGUGAGGAUGAGCUGCGGCAAGUUUGCUGUGAAAGUUUUGAUAUGGAAUUUGAUGAGAUAGCACUGAUGGAGGUUGUAUCUCAUUUUGAAAAAUUGGACGAAGUGAUAGUGAACAAUGACGAAGAAGAAGAUGAAGAAGAAGAUGAAGAAGAAGAUGAAGAAGAAGAUGAAGAAGAAGAUGAAGAAGAAGAUGAAGAAGAAGAUGAAGAAGAAGAUGAAGAAGAAGAUGAAGAAGAAGAUGAAGAAGAAGAUGAAGAAGAAGAUGAAGAAGAAGAUGAAGAAGAAGAUGAAGAAGAAGAUGAAGAAGAAGAUAAAGAUGAAGACGAAGACGAAGACGAAGAUGAUGAAAACGAAGAUGAAGAAGACGAAGAUGAAGAAGACGAAGAUGAAGACGAAGAGGACGAAGAUGAAGACGAUGAGGACGAAGAUGAAGACGAUGAGGACGAAGAUGAAGACGAUGAGGACGAAGAUGAAGACGAUGAGGACGAAGAUGAAGACGAUGAGGACGAAGAUGAAGACGAUGAGGACGAAGAUGAUGAUGACGACGAAGACGAAGAAGAAGACGAAGAUGAAGAAGGAUCUGAAAUGCUUCACGAGCUGUAG